AUGUAUGAACCAAUGAAUCUGGAAUUAAUUUAUAGAAAAAAUCUUUCUUCAUGUUUUUCUUCAUUUGUUCCAUUUUUUCUAUCAAUACCAUUUAUAUUUGUUUGUCUUCUCGGUCGUCUUUCUUGUUAUAUAUCGUUUUUACUUAUAUUGAUUUUAUUUGUCAUUCAUUUUCUUGUAUUGAGUCAUUUUUAUACUAAAGAAGUCUUUCUUCGUGCUCAUUUUCUAACAUUAAUAUUAACAAUUGGAUGUAUUUGGUCAUUUACAUCACCAGCAAUCGGUUUAUUUACAAUAAUUUUAUCAAUAUUUCAUUUAAGUGAAUAUAUAUCUGUUGGUCUUUGGUGUCCAAGAACUUUAACAAUUGAUUCAUUUUUAUUAAAUCAUUCACCACAAUAUCAUGGUGCAAUAGCUUUGGCUUAUACGGAAUAUUUUAUUGAAAAAUAUUUUUUAUUUCCAAAUGGAUUUCCUUUUCAUUGGUUAUUGAUUAUUCUUGGUUUACUGAUGGUUAUUAGUGGUGAAUAUUUACGUAAAUUAGCAAUGUAUACAGCUCGACAAAGUUUUUCACAUUUAAUUCAAGAUAAACCAAAUAAAGAACAUCGAUUAAUAACACAUGGAAUUUAUAACUAUUAUCGUCAUCCAUCAUAUGUUGGGUGGUUUUGGUGGGCAUGUGGUACACAAAUAUUACUUGCUAAUCCAAUAUCUUUUCUUCUUUAUUUAAUAGCAACUUGGUUAUUUUUUUCUGAACGUAUUGUUUAUGAAGAAGGAACUUUAAUAAGAUUUUAUGGAGAACUUUAUCGAGAUUAUCAAAAACGUGUACCUGUUGGUAUACCAUUUAUUAAAGGAUGUCGUUAG
Messenger RNA from Adineta steineri, 849 nucleotides. Lineage: Eukaryota; Metazoa; Rotifera; Eurotatoria; Adinetida; Adinetidae. The record is from the annotation of a GenBank genome assembly.